ACAAAAUCGAUGUUGUUAUUUUUUGAGGUUGUGUUGUGCUAAACAGCCUAAACCAUAGACGGGCUUGCUUUUUCGUUUUCAUCCAGCACCCAGCCAAAAUUUGGAAGUCCCGUUAGGUGAAGCCGUGAAGGUGCCAUUUUCAGUUUGGAUACUCCUUACAGCUUAGCUUGUGCCGUUGUACUUGACAGCUCGGAUAAAUUCUUGUGUGAUAUAUGACAUCGUUCUGGACUGCCAAGAUGCCAGAAGGAGAUGGACAGCGCCGAACUGGAACGCAAGUGCGUUACGGAGGUGCCGAUUCCGAUUCGCCUCAUGCCAAGCGAAGUACUCAAGAAAUAAUCUUGGACGAGCUGAAAACCAUCACGAAAACUGCCUUUUUUACCACUGCUGUCCAGCCAUUCAAUUUGGCCCAAGUCCUGAUGCAGAUCGGUUACGAACCUUUUCCAGCACGUCCUGGAGUGGAUAUCUUUGGUCGCUCGGCAUAUUAUUUGCCAUCGGUCCUAGAUUAUCUUCAACAUAUCCGCAAGGAGGCUGGUUUCAAAGGGUUGUUUCUGGGCUUGGGACCGACUUUGGGUGUUGUGAUUGGGGGUAUUUAUGCCUACAAAGGAUCGGAACGGUUGGUGAAAUAUAUCUAUGAUGAGUGGUAUCUGGGGCGACCCGUUACGCUGGAAGUGAAACGUUUUGGAUUUUUGGAACCAGCUGACGUUUCUGGUCGAUCGUCUAACGCGAUGGAGUUCGGCAUGUUACGUUUCGAGCCGAAAGAAACUGUUGGGAUAAGCUACACUGCUGCAAACUUUGCGGAAGAUUUGCUGAAGGAAAUCAGUGUCGUUUCCCUCUCCAUGGCAGCUACGUGGCCGUUGCAAGUUAUUGCUUUUCGCACGAUGGCGCAGUUCGUGGGAGGAGAGAAACUAUAUGACGGCUUGAUUGGAUCCAUACAGGAGAUUGCCAACACAGAAGGUUUAUCGGGGUUCUUCAGGGGUUUGUUUCCCAUGUGGUACAGUUACGUUUCUGUGACGUCUGUUACGUACAUUGCGGUUUUUGCUUAUGCGUCCUAUAACACCACAAAUCCGAUCAAUCUACGUCUUGUUGCGGCAGCAGCAGGGGCUGUCGCCAACAGUUUCUUCUAUCCCCUCAAACUGACCGCUCGUUUAUUCGCCAUUAACGGGGCUCGACUGGCUGCAGCGCGACCUCCUGUUACUCCGCAUUUUGCGAAAUGGAGGGAUUUGCACAAUUAUCUUGUGCUUUCGGGUGAAAGCAAGCGCGGUAGUAGCAUGAUCUUCCGGAAGGUGACUGGUCCAAAAGUUCCUAACAAAGCUGACACAUCAGACUGGGCACCCCCUGUAAAAAUGUAUCGAACUCAUAUGGAGAAAGCCGACAAUUGGCACCAGAAAAGCACGUCCAUGCAGUUGAUGUCGCGUCAUACUUCGGGAUUGCGCUUUGUUUUUUGAAGGAUUGCAUAGUGUACUUUGUUUCAUGCUGGAUGUUGUGAAAAGCAUGAAUCAGUGGCGUUACAAUAACAUGCGGAGUGGACAUGACUUAUUGCUGUACGGCCGUAGCAAUUUUAUUUCGCUCAUAAGGCUUUUCCAAAAACAGGUUGUUUUGUUAUAGGUAUUUGUGUGUUCAUUUACUGAGAAUCUACGCAUUAAAUUAAUCAUUAUCGUGUGAUUUAGGGAA
Paramacrobiotus metropolitanus is the source of this 1671-nucleotide messenger RNA. Its product is annotated as mitochondrial carrier homolog 2-like. The record is from RefSeq and is a predicted model, not a curated record. The coding region runs from base 213 to 1445 and encodes 410 amino acids. NCBI's taxonomy places the organism in Eukaryota, Metazoa, Tardigrada, Eutardigrada, Parachela, Macrobiotidae. The transcript has 11 exons.